Paracoccidioides lutzii Pb01 is the source of this 654-nucleotide messenger RNA. RefSeq names its product ras-1. Gene Ontology annotation, cellular component: plasma membrane. Gene Ontology annotation, biological process: signal transduction. Gene Ontology annotation, molecular function: GDP binding; GTP binding; GTPase activity. The coding region runs from base 1 to 654 and encodes 217 amino acids. The transcript is spliced from 4 exons. The record is from RefSeq and is a predicted model, not a curated record.
AUGUCCCAAUCUCGAGAAUGGGACGGGUUUCUUCGAGAAUACAAGUUGGUAGUGGUUGGUGGUGGCGGUGUUGGCAAAUCCUGCUUGACCAUCCAAUUGAUCCAGAGUCACUUUGUUGAUGAAUACGAUCCAACAAUCGAAGAUUCUUACCGGAAGCAAUGUGUUAUCGACGAUGAGGUGGCAUUGCUCGACGUCCUCGACACAGCCGGACAGGAGGAAUACUCAGCAAUGCGAGAACAAUACAUGCGCACAGGCGAAGGCUUCUUGCUGGUCUACUCCAUCACUUCUAGACAAUCGUUCGAGGAAAUAAUGACUUAUCAGCAACAAAUAUUGCGAGUCAAGGACAAGGACUACUUCCCCAUCAUCGUUGUUGGCAAUAAAUGCGACUUGGAGAAGGAACGUGUGGUAUCUCAGCAAGAGGGUGAAGCAUUGGCCCGGGACUUUGGAUGCAAGUUUAUCGAAACCUCUGCAAAAUCACGUAUCAAUGUUGACAACGCUUUCUACGAUAUUGUACGGGAAAUCCGUCGCUAUAAUAAAGAGAUGUCCUCGUAUUCAUCUGGGGGCGGUGGCUUUGGCUCUCGAGCCCCUGAAAAAAUGGAUGUAGAGGACCGUGAACAUGGCAGUACUUGUUGCGGAAAAUGCGUCAUCAUGUAG